AUGGAUACUUUCUUCCUGCACAGACUAUUGUCAGUGUGCAGCCGUAUACGGUGCACCGGGUACACGGGGAUGUGUUUCCUGAGCCGGAUCGGUUUUUGCCUGAUCGGUGGCUUGGGGAGGGGGCUGUGGAAAGGAAUAGGCAUUUCUUUGCAUUUGCUACUGGGGGGAGAGGAUGUAUUGGGAAGAAAGAUUGUUGCUAACGAUAGUAGUCUUGCACUGGUGGAAAUGAAGAUGUUGCUUCGGGAAGUUUAUUCUCGAUUUCGGACAACAGUUGCGUCGGAUAUGGAGGGGUCAAUGAAGUUGGAUGAUCAGAUUAUUGCGUCGAGACCUGAGAGUCAGACGUGUAAAUUGGUGUUUACUCCCGUUUAG
Penicillium odoratum is the source of this 369-nucleotide messenger RNA. RefSeq names its product Cytochrome P450. The coding region runs from base 1 to 369 and encodes 122 amino acids. Lineage: Eukaryota; Fungi; Ascomycota; Eurotiomycetes; Eurotiales; Aspergillaceae. The record is from RefSeq and is a predicted model, not a curated record. The transcript has 2 exons.